AGCGGCGGCGCAUCGCGGUGGUUUGGUAGCGGGUGGGGAAGAGUCGGGCAGCGGCUGACCCUCGCAGACAACAGAACUUGUAGGGAACUCGGGGUGAGGGGUUGCCCGGACUGCCUUCAGACCCGAGAACCGCCAGACCUGCGCUUAAAACCUUCCGCUCAUCACCUGCGAGACCGUCCGUCUAAUGUCGGAUUUCAAGCUCGGGAUUGUUCGACUUGGCCGUGUGGCCGGGAAGACAAAGUACACCCUCAUAGAUGAGCAGGACAUACCAUUGGUGGAAAACUAUGCCUUUGAGGCUCGCAUGGAGGUUGAUGCCGACGGCAACGGAGCAAAAAUCUUUGCAUAUGCUUUUGACAUUGGUAAAGGCCGAUGGGCUGGUCGUCCCCUGCAUGAAUUACUUUGGGAAAAGCACAGAGGUGGCAUUGCUCCUAGUUUCCAAGUCGUCCACAUUAACUCAGUCACAGUGGACAACCGUCUAGACAACCUGCGCCUCGUUCCUGUUGGCUGGAGUCCCAAACCAGAGGAGCUGUCCAGCAAACAGAGAGAGCAGUCACUCUACUGGCUGGCCAUCCAGCAGGUACCAGCAGACCCAGUUGAGGAGCAGUAUCUGGAGCUAAGCCGCACACGCUACUACAACGCUAACGGAGAGCUUGUGGAGGAAGAGGAGUGCUCUUGCACGUACUACGAAUGUCAUUAUCCCCCUUGUUCACUUAUUGAAAGGAGGCUGCGAGAGUUCAACAUCUGUGGCCGCUGCCAGGUGGCUCGCUACUGUGGUUCCCAGUGUCAGCAGAGGGAUUGGCCAGCCCAUAAGAAGCAGUGCCGUGAACGCAAGAGGGUUCUGGCCCUGGAGUCGGAGCCUGAGCGGUGAUCCCGUGAACCCCACUCUGAAGAACGGGGUCAGCGGGGAGAGGGGGUUGUGGGGAGAGACUUGCAGUAAAGACGCAAAAAGAAAUCUGCUGACUGACUAAAAGGAUGGGCGACUUGUUGGUAGGAGAGAUGGGCCUGUUGAGAGGGGGGAGAAACCUUGCUUCCCAGAACUAUGACAUCUCCUUGGCAUGUCUGAGGGGGUGAUGGGAAAACUAGGGGGGUAUUUUUUUUUGUUUUGUUUUUGUUUAGAGGCAGAGCGUAAAAGGCUCUACCUGCUGCUAUGGAUGUGUGUUUUGUGAAGAAAAACGCCAUGCCGUCAUGACUUCCUCUGUGGACUGUGGACAGUUCAUAAGCUCACUCCUUCCUUCCUGCCUUCCUUCCAUCCGUGCUCCUCAUCAUGAACGUGUUAGCCGCUGGUAUCGAGCGACAAGCCUGCUGUACGAACAGAUGGAAUAAUGGAGUAAUGGACCUCUUCACUGUACUACCCUUUAUUUCCUCUCCCGGUUAUACUUCCUGUGCACAUAACCAUGCACACACUCACUUACUUGCCAUAAUCCUCCCCAACAAGUGUGCAGCAAAAGACUGUGUGACUUCACACUACCAGUAUUUGUGUGUGCGUGUAUGUGCGAUGCCAUUAUCGACUGAAGGACAUGGAUUAAGUGGUAGAGUGGACUUUUUUCCCCUCUCUUUCCUUUUUUUUUUUUUUCCCUUAUCUUUUUGCAGUUGGGGUGGGAGGAGUUUGUGGUAAACCUGGGCUGUCGUCACUUAAUCGUCUCUGUGUUCCUGUGUCGAGUUUCUGAAAAAUGCAUUACUUUCGGUGCUGCAUUAAAAUCCCAGUUAUCCUUCCAGCUUCAGUUGUGUUCACACGCCACCACGAGCAUUCAGCUUUGAGGGAUGUCCUGGAAAAAACUUGAAAAAUCCACAGCGGAAGUUGUCUGAGACUAGCAUGGUCAACAUCUACUUGGAUGUGUUUGCAAGUUGAUGUUUGGGUUCCCUGUUAAUUUAUAAAUCUUGUUUUUUUUGUGUCCGUCAGCAUAGCUUGUCUCUUUUCCUCUCUCUUUAUCCCUUUUCUGUUUUGUCUAACACUCAACCCAAAACCAAGAGAAACUUGUACAUGCACACAUGUCUAAAGUGCGUCUUCCUCUCAUGUGGAGGGCAACUGUACCGAACUGUGAUGCGCACGCACAUGCACACAAAUGAGCAUGUAUUGCAGAUAAGCAGACAUGCAGUUUGUUGAUGGUUGUGUGUACCAAUAUGUCUAUUUAUCUGGAUGGGGUUGAACACUGUGCACUGAGUAUCCUCACUUUUAUCUUUUGUCAUUUAGGCAGGGAUGAUGUGUCAGAAUGAUUGAGUUUUGGGGGGAAAUCGGGGCUGUCUGUCUUUUUUUUUUUUUUUUUUUUCUAAGGCUAUUACAGUACAAACAUUUAAAUACAUAGAAAAAAGUAUGAGACAUGAAAGGGCAUAAUGUUGGUGAUAACUGACCAUCUCUUGUCACUGUAAAAUAAAAUAAAAUAAAAGUAAAGAUGUGAGCAGUAUGUUUACAA
Astyanax mexicanus (Mexican tetra) is the source of this 2411-nucleotide messenger RNA. RefSeq names its product zinc finger, MYND-type containing 19 (gene zmynd19). The transcript is spliced from 6 exons. Bases 185 to 868 code for a protein of 227 amino acids. Lineage: Eukaryota; Metazoa; Chordata; Actinopteri; Characiformes; Acestrorhamphidae. The record is from RefSeq and is a predicted model, not a curated record.